Messenger RNA from Pelobates cultripes (western spadefoot toad), 216 nucleotides. Lineage: Eukaryota; Metazoa; Chordata; Amphibia; Anura; Pelobatidae. The record is from the annotation of a GenBank genome assembly.
AUGUCUAUCCUGCCAAAAUUACAGUAUCUCUUCCGCACACUCCCCCUACAGCUCCCACCAGCCUACUUUAAAGCGGUUCAUAAAGAUAUGACUAAAUUCAUCUGGGCAGGCUCCAGACCAAGAGUAGCCAUGAAGGUGCUCUGUGCACCAACAAAGGCGGGGGGACUCGCGGUCCCAGAUAUUGAGGCCUACUUCCAUGCCUCGGUACUGGCCUCG